Striga asiatica is the source of this 933-nucleotide messenger RNA. The record is from the annotation of a GenBank genome assembly. NCBI's taxonomy places the organism in Eukaryota, Viridiplantae, Streptophyta, Magnoliopsida, Lamiales, Orobanchaceae.
AUGAGUCACAGUGAUGCGGCCGUCGAUCUUCUUAUUCGGCUCCUUCAGAGCAAGGACGGCAGCGUCAAUGUGCUUGAACGUGACGAAUCCGUAGCCCUUGGAUUUUCCGGAACUCUUAUCGGUGAUAACGAUGGUGUUGGCUUCGUCGAGUUCGCCGUAGGCAGAGAACACCUGGCGAAGUUUAUCGGUGGUGGUCUCCCAGCCGAGGCCGCGAACGAAGAGUUUACGCUGGACGGGAUCCGCGUCGGCGACGGCGCGCACGGCCUCCAGGACAUCGGGGUGGCGGAGGAUGGCGGCGCGAUUUUCUCCACGUCUUCAGGGGAUAAGGCGCCGGUUGGGGCCGCCGGCGCCGUCCCCAUCGCGUUGGUGUGUUCUGUGUUUAAGGGGUAUGCCAAGCCGUUAUCAUCGGCCUUGCGCUUCUUGAAAACCCUAGGAGAGAGAGUCUAUCGAGUGUCUCCUUCGGAAGAGAAAACCCUACUGAGAAGAUGUGUUUUAAAACCGUCUCUCAUCGCUCUUAUAAUCUACUCAACAUCUCAAUACGACGCCGUAUCGUCCGCUAGUUUAGGUAAUGAAUCAUGGGCUGGUGGUGUGUUUAGGCCCUCCUGUCUCGUGGGCAAGCUCUUGGAGCUUGAACUAACCACCAAUGCCUUAAGCUUCAAGGCAUCCUCAUCCCCAUCCCUUGCCCGACUCGUGAUCGUCUCCAAAUUCUUAUACAAGCUCUCCUUCACGAUUUUCCUCAUCAACACCUUCCCUUCCUCCUCAGCACCCCUCCGAUCGUCCACUGGUAACCCAAUCGCCGCUCUCCUCCCUACCUGCGGGCCCGAGUGCGGGCCCACUCUCAUUUGCCUCUCGUCCUUGAACCACUGCAGUAUCUUGAGGGCCCUCUUUCGGCCCAACGGGCUUCCCAACAAAGCUAGCCCGAGAAGCACCUGA